This is a messenger RNA of Torulaspora delbrueckii, 1962 nucleotides long. RefSeq names its product sorting nexin 1 (gene VPS5). Gene Ontology annotation, molecular function: phosphatidylinositol binding. The transcript has a single exon. NCBI's taxonomy places the organism in Eukaryota, Fungi, Ascomycota, Saccharomycetes, Saccharomycetales, Saccharomycetaceae. The record is from RefSeq and is a predicted model, not a curated record. Gene Ontology annotation, cellular component: endosome. Bases 1 to 1962 code for a protein of 653 amino acids. Gene Ontology annotation, biological process: protein retention in Golgi apparatus; retrograde transport, endosome to Golgi.
AUGGAUUACGAAGAGGACUUGAAUGCCCCAGUUUGGGAUGAGUUAGGUGAUAAAAAGGAAGAACCUCAGAAUGAGCUCAGUAACAGUUUUAACAACUUGUCAACUGGCGACAAUGCAAUACAAGCAGAUGAGGCUAUUGUAGCUUCAGAGGAUGUUGGAGUGGUUCUGGCGGAUGGAAAGAUAGAGUGGCGAUCUGAAGAUUACGGAACACCUCUGAAGGAGAGUCUUUUAGAACAGUUGGCACCUCAGGAAGGUACUCUUAGCGAGUUCCAGGUUGCUAAAGGUGAACCUGAGAUUGCUUCACCGACGAAGGACGAGCCUCUAUUCUCGGGAAGCACAUAUUUACCGUUAGUUGGAGAUGAAGAAGUGAAUUCAGUGAAUGCCGAUCCGAAUACCACAGCCACAACCAACGGUAAUAGAUCUAGCGGGAAGCCGCAAGUGUUAUUCAAGUCAGCAAGAAUUCGUCGUCGUCCGUUGAGUAAUUCUGAGCUAACCGGGCAAAAGAUUACGCAAGCUAAGAUUGCUGAUCCACUGGGAGAAAUCAAGAAAGAGGAAGAGUUUGUCGACGAGUCGCUUGAAGAGCAAGAACCACACGAAAGAAGAACAUCAAGGAGUAACACUAUUCUAGAACAGGUGAAUGAACCACUUUUCAAACUAUCGCCCAAAAAAUCAGGCAACGUUAGGUCAAAUGAUGUCGAAGAGGUAGCUGCCACUGAUGAACAAAGCAAUGGAAAAAUUUCGGAAACAGACAAAAAGCUAAUCAAAUUUAAUAUCGAAGUGACAGAUCCAGUCAAGGUCGGGGAGCUGACGUCUGCGCACGUUGAAUACACCGUAGUAGCAGAGUCUGACUUGAUAGAAGGCAAAAUUGCAAGGGUCAAUAGACGCUACACUGAUUUCAGGUGGCUUUAUCGUCAACUCCAAAGUAAUCAUUGGGGUAUGAUCAUACCUCCGCCACCUGAGAAACAGACAGUAGGUAGAUUCAAACAGGAUUUCAUUGAAAACAGAAGGUUCCAAAUGGAAAGGAUGCUGAGCCGAAUUGCCAAUACUUUCGAAUUGCAAGAUGAUCAGGAUUUUAUAAUGUUCUUGACAAGUUCAACGUUCUCGCAAACUGCUAAGAAAAGGGAACAAGCCACAGGAUCGGCCGCGUCAAAUGAUAACAACGACCUAUCCGAGAUACAUAUCAGUGAGAUUGAAUUGUUGGGUGCUGAAGAUGCUGCAGCCGUCAUCAAGAAUGGAGGAAUUGAUGGCGAGUCACAGAAAAGAUUUAUGAGCCUUUCUUUCUCUUCUCUACCCAAAUACUCCGAGGCAGAUGAGUUCUUCGGCGAGCAGUCUCAGAAUGCAGAGAUCCUAGAUGAGAAGCUAAGGCAACUCGAUAAAUCUCUGGAGUUAGUGGAUUCCGAGAGGAACGAAUUGGCUUCUGUUACUGAAGAAUUUUCCAAGACCAUCGAAUCACUCGCAGCUCUGGAGGUCACAAAGAAGAGCUCAGACCUGCUUACUAGCUUCGCAGAAACUCAUAGGAGAAUUAAGGAGUCGCUUGAAAGAGGCUCGUUGCAGGAGGCACUCACUUUGGGGGCUACACUAGAUGAGUAUAUUCGUCUAUUAGCAAGUUUGAAGGCGAUAUUCAAUCAGAGAGCCAAAUUAGGUCAAUAUCUGGUGAUAGUUGAGAGCGAAUUGACCAAAAAACACGUUCAAUGGGAUAAGCUACAAAAUAGCUCGAACCAAGGUAAUAACGAUAAAGCAAGUAGUACAAGAAAUGAAGUCGCUAUUUUACAAAGACGUUUUGACCUGAUCAAGAAGAGCUGGCAAGAGGUAGGUUAUCAGAUCAAGAAACAGGUAACUUUGUUCGAAACAGAAAAAAUCAAAGAUUUCAGGAAUAGUAUGGAAAUAUAUUUAGAAUCGGCGAUAGAAGCCCAAAAGGAAGCUAUAGAGCUGUGGGAGACCUUCUAUCAAAUUAACUUGUAA